Molecule: messenger RNA, 2495 nt
Organism: Hyalella azteca
Lineage: Eukaryota; Metazoa; Arthropoda; Malacostraca; Amphipoda; Hyalellidae
Gene: Taf13
Product: transcription initiation factor TFIID subunit 13
Exons: 4
Coding region: 141-533 (130 amino acids)
Biological process (GO): transcription by RNA polymerase II
Cellular component (GO): transcription factor TFIID complex
Molecular function (GO): protein heterodimerization activity
Source: RefSeq, a predicted model, not a curated record
UGGUAACAUAUUUAAAAUUAGGUUCUACUGUCUCUGAUUAGUUUAGUUCAUGCUUUUAACCUUAGUUUCUGUCUUUUUACUAAUUAAUAGUUGAAAAAGAUUGAAUAAUAGUGAAAUUAAUAGUUGAAAAAGAUUGAAACAUGGCAACUGCUGAUGAAAGUUUUGACCAGUUUGAAGAUGAUGAGACUCCUGACGUGGCUGCCUCAGAAAGUGCUGGACCAAGUUCAGGUGUGAGGAAAAGACUGUUCUCCAAGGAGCUCCGAUGUAUGAUGUAUGGCUUUGGUGAUGACCAGAAUCCUUACACUGAGAGUGUUGACAUGCUGGAAGACAUUGUUGUAGAAUUCAUUACUCAAAUGACGCAGCAAGCAAUGGAAGUUGGUCGUUCAGGGCGCGUGCAGGUGGAGGAUGUGCUCUACCUUGUCAGAAAAGAUAAGAGAAAAGCUGCCAGAGUGCAUGAGCUGCUGAAUAUGAAUGAAGAACUCAAGAAAGCCCGUAAAGCCUUCGAUGAAGUCAAAUAUGCUGGUUCAUCCUAGCAUGAAGCCCCUUAGUAGUUCUGAAGUCACUUCGCACAGUAAUGAAGAUAAUGGAGACAGGCGUUUUCUUUCAAAUCUUGGCGGGCUUCGAUGUGGAUGGAUGUUCGAUCCUGCCAGAGGCUACCUGGUCCGAAAUUUUGGCCAGAAUCCUGCAAGGUCCGCCGCUGCCGCCGGUGAACUUGAUGGGCAAAACUGUCACCUCUGCGCCAAUGUCAGGCAGCAGCUGAUGAAAUCGAUAUGUUAAAUUUUAUGAAAUAUUAUGUAAAAUCUUACAUUGUUUCGUUCACGCCUUAAUCUUGUAAUACUAUUUGUAAAAAAAAUCAAGAUAACAUUACUAGUUAAGGAUGGGAUAAGCUUAACGAGGCAGGGAGCUUUAUAUCUUACAUCCUAAAUUUCAUAGUAGACGGCUAUCGCAACCUAUUUUUUGCUUCAAAUGUGCAUGUUUAUUUUCGACAUUUUUUUAAAGCUGAUCUGUUCAAUAGUUAAAUUUACAUCGAGGUGUGCUGUUUACAAAAAUUAAUAGAUAAAAAUAUCGAUUAAGUCAUAGCCUUCUCAUGAAAAAUUGCUUUAAUAGUAUUCAACUAUUUUCUAUAGUCAUGGAUUUCUCAAAUUUUGUAUAAUUUCUUAUUGUAUUGAAUUUCUCAUUAAGUUAUUCGUGCAGUUACAUGUAGAUUGGCCACGUGCUCAAUUCGGUAGAUAUUUUUCGCAGCGAGGACUUGGUGAGCGGGAAAUGUGGUAGAGUUGCCAGGAUCAAGAGACGGGGUGUCCAGUCCAGUCCAACUCCCAGCACGCGGCGUCCGUGCGUUUCGUUGUAGUUCGCGAGAAUCUCGGCUGCCCCUCGGCUCAGACCUGAGAACGACGGAAGUUGAUAACCUGGCUGAACUUGGCUCCGCAGGAAUAAGAUUCCUCUUGAUCGCGUAACGUUAAUUUUUCUUAACCCCAUUUGGCAUUGCUUAAUGAUCAUUUAUAUGAAGAAAUUAACGGACUGUAGAUAGAAAAACACUUGAGGGGGUGUGUUAAUGGAAAAUCGAAACUUUUAAAAAGAUUGACAGUGAAUACGAGUCACCUGGAUGUUUCAUCUUGGUCACAUCUUUAGAAUCGGUGCCGAAGUAUGCAGUUUGGUUGAAGUACCUUGGAAAGAAUUAAAUGAAAAUUUAACGCAUAGAUUUGUGUUAUCAAUGUUCUACAGAUUUAUGAUCUUUUCAAGUUUGAGAAAUUUUUAGUUCGUAUAAAGUAGGUAUAUCCGAUUGGCAUGUUUGAUGGGUGCUUUUAACGAUUGUUAAUAACUUAUUCUUAACUCACCUCUCCCCCCAUCCUGUUCGAAUGAAAACAACAACGCCGUCAGGAAGAGACCCGUGCUUCUCCAGCCACUUGUUGAGGUCUUCAGUUGACAGUUCGGCGUUGUCACUUAGACUGGCUCUUGCCUUCAUGUCUACCACGACCGCUGCACAGAGACAUCAUUUAUUGUAUCACAAUUAUCACAAUAUAGUUGAAAUAUGUAGCUCGCUAACAGGCUCUGCUUGUAUUUAUACUAUCGUAAGAUUAUUCAAAAUAAAGCAUAUCAUGAGAAGACUGCGUUCGCACCAACACGUUCUUUACGGGAUAAAAUCUUAAUAUUCCUUAACAGAAUUAUUCAUUAAGUUUAACGUCAUGAGAUAACUGAAAUACCUUAAACCUUUAAUGCUCCUAGAUUUGCUAUGACAGUUUUACGUAGUAUAACUUCACGAUAUAAUAUCUUGUAUUGAUAAAUAUGCCAGCGGCUAACCUGGCCCCACUAGAUCCUCGAUUGGGAUAUUGUCCACUGUUAGACCAUGCUCGUAGAAAUGGCUUGGGGCGUCCAAAUGAGUAGAAAUGUGUUCCGGGAAGGCGACAUCGUAUGCCGUCAACCUGAAAUUUCCAUAAUAAAACCAAUUAAUGGUGCAGGGAGUAAGUCGGUUAACUACAGUCGACCUUUUUUUUUUU